Molecule: messenger RNA, 1215 nt
Organism: Tarenaya hassleriana
Lineage: Eukaryota; Viridiplantae; Streptophyta; Magnoliopsida; Brassicales; Cleomaceae
Product: probable calcium-binding protein CML36
Exons: 1
Coding region: 272-919 (215 amino acids)
Molecular function (GO): calcium ion binding
Source: RefSeq, a predicted model, not a curated record
AGAUCCUCUGUGUAAAAAGCCAAAGGACAAAAAAGUCUUUUGAUUUAACCCAUACUUUACGGGUAAAUUAAUCAAAUAAUUAAGAACUAAUCCGUAACUAAUAAUACCUCCAAAACAAACGUUAAACGCCAACAGAAAUAAAAAAGAUUAAUAUUUUGUAUAAAUCAGGAAGGAAAUUUCCAGGAAACUACCAUUUGUCACUCCAUUCUCACUUCACUCGUCGUUUUAACCCCUCCUGCGUUUGUUCUCCUCCUCACUUCACCACAUCAUUAUGAAAUUCGCCAAAUUCAAUCCGAAGCGUUUGUUCCGAUCCAAGGAUCGAUCUGUCGUCUCUCGAUCCCAGACAUCUUCGUUCGGAUCCGUUUCGUCUUCCUCCUCCGUCGACCGGAAACAUGCCGUCGCCGACGCUGGAACCGUCACGCCGACCAGCGUUCUCCCGGAGGUUUCCGGCGAUUUCGCCGCUGUCGAUGCGUCGUAUCCGUACUCGUACCUUGAGCUCGUUCAGGCGUUCAAGCUGAUCGACAAGGACAACGACGGCGCCGUCUCGAGGCAAGAUCUUGAGGCUCUACUGAGUCGACUCGGUCCCGACCCGCUGAGUCAGGAGGAGAUUGACGUGAUGCUCGGAGAUCUCGACCGCGACGGAGACGGCGCGAUCCGCUUGGAGGCUUUGGCGAGCCGAGUGGUAUCGGCCGGCGAUCUGUCUCGCCACUCGGCGGAACUGAGAGAGACGUUCGAGUUCUUCGACGCCGAUCGCGAUGGUCUGAUAUCGGCGGAGGAGCUCCUACGUGUAUUCGCCUCAAUCGGGGACGAGCAGUGCACGUUAGAGGAUUGCCGGCGCAUGAUAGCGGCGGUGGACGAGGACGGCGAUGGAUUCGUGUGUUUCGGUGAGUUCUCAAGAAUGAUGGAGCUGCAGAGAUGAUGAUCUCUCUCUCUCUCUCUCUCUCUCUCUCUCUCCGUAUUUGUUUCUUGUUUGGCUGUUUUUGCCCUAAUGCUGGGUUCUCUGUCUGGAUAUCUUCUAUGUUCCUUCUUUAUUAUAUUAGGAUUCCAUGUAGAAUGUCUAUAAUCUGGACUCAAAAAAAAUCUUUUUUCCACGUUUAAACUUCAUUUCUGAUACACGGGCUUUAUUAAUAAUUUUUCCUGAAUCUUUUUGUGUAUGGCAAAGUGGCGAAACAAUGGUCCUUAUCAUCUGCCUCUAUUAUAUUUUUUGUUUCCUUA